Molecule: messenger RNA, 549 nt
Organism: Phytophthora infestans T30-4
Lineage: Eukaryota; Oomycota; Peronosporomycetes; Peronosporales; Peronosporaceae
Exons: 3
Coding region: 1-549 (182 amino acids)
Source: RefSeq, a predicted model, not a curated record
AUGGCAAGCAGCGCACAGCAAUAUGAAGCGGAUGGCGACGCGGUGAUGCAUUCGGCGCACCAACCAGUUUUCGACAAGCACGUGACCAGUACGAAGAGACCAUCCGACAGCGUUGCAGUUGACGACGUUAGUAAUGAGGAGAUCCUCAUACUGAUCAACCAACGUAUCGGCACCGUGAAGAAUGAGCAAAUACCUGAUCUUGACGAGCUCUUCAAGAGGAAGUUGAAGAUCAACCUCGCCGAGGAUGAUAUUGACGCUCGGGUGCUGAAGUAUUAUCGAGAUUUCGCCACCAUUAUAGAGAAUAAUGGGCUGGAGAAGAUUCUCGGUGUCGGAAACCCUGAAGCACAGGGGUUUGCCGACCGCAUGAAAAUGCGCUGCAGUAUUUUGAUCGACAACCUCGAACCGAGAAUGGUCCGUGACGAUGUUAGACGUCACUGCAAGUACGCAUGUAGAGAGGCCAAGAAAACGAUUUCAUGCUCUUCAAUAUCAUUAAGGAGAAGGCAAGGGCACAGCACAAGUAUCAUUUGCUGGCGAUGGAGCAGAAGGUAA